This is a messenger RNA of Tetranychus urticae (two-spotted spider mite), 901 nucleotides long. NCBI's taxonomy places the organism in Eukaryota, Metazoa, Arthropoda, Arachnida, Trombidiformes, Tetranychidae. The record is from RefSeq and is a predicted model, not a curated record.
AUGAUGUUUCAAUUUACUUCAAGCUCAUUUACAGAGCUAUUGAACAAUACUUCAACCAGGCAGGGAUUGACUUACGAUCGGAUUGUUGGUGGAUCAACUGCUGCUUUAAUCGACUUCUCAUAUUUGGUUUCCCUUCAACGAGCAACGACAACUGGAUAUAAACAUUACUGUGCUGGUUCCUUGAUUAAAUCUAAUAUUGUUUUGACUGCAGCUCAUUGUAUCUCCAGGAUUAAAAUUAAAAAUUUACUUCUGGUAACCCAAGGAAAAUCUGGUUCACAGAAACAUUUCCACCAAGUAUCCGAGGCAGUUAUCCACUACAAUUAUAAUGAAAUUGGACAUUUAAAUGAUUUAGCUUUACUCUUUCUGGUUGACCAUAUUCCUGUAUCUAAAUUGGGUUUAACCACAAUUGCUCUGCCCUCGAUAAAAUUAGUUAACCAACGAUAUUAUGGCUAUUUACCGAGUCGUCUAACAGUCAUUGGUUGGGGUAACAAUUAUGGAUCUAGAUUAUUGAGAAAAGCUAAUCUCAUUAUCCAUAGUGACAUUGAGUGUAAAUUUUAUCAUGGGAUGUCUUAUCGUCAGGGUAUGAUUUGUGCAGGUGGUAAUGGAGUAGCUAGUUGUUUUGGUGAUUCUGGAGGUCCGCUGAUUUUAAGGAGAGGAUCCAAAAGUAAUAAAGAUGUCCUGUUUGGUAUUGUUUCAUGGGGACCCGAGAAUUGUGGUGUCCGACCGACUGUAUUUACUAAUGUCAUACAUUACCUCAAUUGGAUCAAAGUAACAAUGCAAAGAUAUAUCAGAUGAAAGUUGAGCGGAAAAUGGCGAAAUUUCAAUGUAUUGCUUACAUUUUUCAAGUAUUGUUGUGAUCCUCAUGUGAUCAUCACUCAGUAAAAGCUCAAUUCAUACAAUA